Zootermopsis nevadensis is the source of this 2215-nucleotide messenger RNA. RefSeq names its product GID complex subunit 8 homolog protein Houki (gene Hou). The record is from RefSeq and is a predicted model, not a curated record. NCBI's taxonomy places the organism in Eukaryota, Metazoa, Arthropoda, Insecta, Blattodea, Termopsidae. Gene Ontology annotation, molecular function: protein binding.
AAUUGGCUGUCACAUGGAAAUAAACAAGAGUAAGUGUGUUGAAAUUUAGUGAUACAACUUUUCUUCAUAAAUUGUUGGCGUCUGGCAUUUACCCUAAUGUAAAAUCGAAAAGCAAGUCAGGAAGUAAUGACUGCUAUUCAUUACUUGAAUAUCUUUUACUUUUCAGAUGCAAAAACGAAAAGUAAGUCAGGAAGUAGUACAACUGCAAUCUUAAACAGCUAAACAACAUGAGUUAUACCGAGAAACACGAAAAUAUUUCGAAGGAUGACUGGAUGAAUCGGCUUGAAGGUUUGCAUAUCCAACGAGCUGACAUGAACAAGCUGAUAAUGAAUUAUUUAGUUACUGAGGGUUUCAAAGAAGCUGCAGAAAAGUUUCAACAGGAAUCUGGGAUUAGUCCAUCCAUGGAGCUAGAUUCCUUAGAUGACAGAAUCAGAAUAAGGGAUGCAAUUCAGAGUGGACGUAUCCAAGAAGCUACUGCAUUAGUCAACCAACUUCAUCCUGAAUUGCUGGACAAUGAUCGUUAUUUGUAUUUUCAUUUACAGCAGUUACAUUUAAUAGAGUUAAUUCGCAGUGGGGAAAUAGAGGAAGCCUUACAUUUUGCACAAGAACAAUUGUCUGAAGCUGGUGAAUCAGAUCCAACUGUUCUGAAUGAACUGGAGCGAACUUUGGCCUUGCUAGCGUUUGAAGAACCAAAAAAAUGUCCAUUCAGGGACCUGCUGCAUCCUACGCAUCGACAAAAGGUGGCUAGUGAACUAAAUGCAGCAAUUCUAAAGAUGGAAAAUCGUGAAUCAACUACACCAAAGUUGUCAAAUCUGCUGAAACUAAUUCUGUGGGCCCAAGAUGAGCUUGAUAAGAAGAAGAUUAAAUACCCAAAGAUGUCAAAACUUGCUAAUGCUGUAAUUGACAGCCCUAAAUGACAACAGGUUCUUCCCAGUGAGGAACCUAUGGAUACUUCUACUUAUUACCAAGGACAGUAGAAAUGGUCAGUUUGAAACUGCAGUACUUGUUUGAUCUUUGCUAUGAAAAUGCUGAUUUCAGUGAACAUUUCAUGUAAGCAGUACAGCUCUAAGUAUAAACACCAUAUAAUCAUCUUUAAUGUUGAUUUCUCAAUAUAUGUUAGUCUCUUUAGUACUCCACUUCAGAGAUUUGGGGGGGGGUUGUGAAGUCACACACACACUUAUGUAACGGAAGGAAAGAAAAACAUUUAACACUGACAGAUUUAGGCACAAAGUUAGGAGUAUGACAAACUGCUGUAUAAAAAAAUAGGUGUUGAGUUUCAGACUUACAAGAUUUGUGUGUUUCUUAUGUGACUGUUUUGGCUUCCAAGUUGCUCUUUCUAGCAGAGAACUUCGCUGGAGACUCAUAGUUAAUGAUGUGCUGACAUAAUUGUCAUAGCUAUAAAAUUAUUUGUUAUUAACGGUUUUAAUAUUUAAUUUGUUAUUCAUACCAGGUAAACCACUAACCAUACGUAGUCUUCACUGGCUCCCAAGAAUUUCACCAAACCAGCACAUAUUCACAAAUUUAAAAAUCAUAAAAAGAAUCCUUGUAUACCAGUACACAAUAAACAGGUCCUUAUUCUUCUCAUUUUUCUUACAUAUUGUCUGGAAAUUAUGGUUAGCAUGUGUGUUGCCAACAGUUUGUUUGAAGAUCUACUCACAGUAGUUUUAAAGAAAAGUAAAAGUAGAUACAUGUUAGAGUAAAUUUAAGUUUCGAUCUUUAUAAAGUCCCAUCUGUCACUGUCUAUAUUCAUAAAAUAUUCCCCUUAGGUUAAAUGUAUUUUCAUUAAAAUUAAUUCUGGCAGCCCUUUCAGAAUAACUGAUUUUGAUUCUGGUGCGUCAGUUUCCAUGACACCCCAAAUUUAUGCUCUUAAGACAGUUUCAUGUUGCAGUUACAGAUUCUGAUGAAGUGGGAUGUAUUAACAACUUCUGAAUCUAAUGAUUUGGAUCUGUAGCAAAAAUACACUUUCUCACAUAUAAGUGGAUCUAUGACAUAACAUUAAAAUUUUGUUUGCAAUAUGAAAUAAAAUUUAGACAGUUACAGUUUUAGUUAAAAUUUGGCAUAAUUCUGAUAAACUGUAUUUGUAACAGUAGUUUGUUACAGUGUGUGAAUAUGAACUAUUUAAGUACUGAAGUAAAUAUAUUUCCAAGUGCAGUUGUUCAUUAAAGUAGUGGCUUGGCAUACAGACUAAUAAGGAAAUAAAAACAUUUUGGACAGA